UGUAUAUAAAUACGCAGUCAUGUUUCUCCCUUUCCGUUUGAACCGCGCGACCUUUUCUUUCCUCCUUCUCUUCCGUACCUGACUUGACUCGGCCUAUGAUUCACGACUUCCUUUUCAUUCUUAUUACUAUUAUUAUUCUUGCUGCUAUCUGAUCAUCUCAUCUCUUUUUUUUAUUGCGAUUGUUACAGGAUAGAUUCGUCUCCUAACUUUCUGCAUAACGUUGCACCUAAAUCAUUCUUUUUUUUUGGUAGAGGAAGGUUCUCUCGGCAUCCCCAGCAUUCCCCUGAGGUUUCGGAAUAUUUUAACCUUUUACGGGUUCCUUAAUCUUCGUAAAAGCAUAAUAAGCAAGAACGAGGAAGAGAAUUAUAGGAAAAAAAGAAAAGGGAAAGAAAAGAAACAAGUAACCUACCCUUCAACAUGCCGGUCGUAUCAGCAGCUCGGUACGGAAAGGACAAUGUCCGCGUGUACAAAGUCCACAAGGACGAGGCGAUGGGUACGCACAGGGUUACGGAGAUGACCGUAUGCUGUCUGCUAGAGGGGGAUAUCGAGACGUCGUAUACGACGGGGGACAACAGCGUCGUCGUAGCCACCGACUCCAUGAAGAACACCAUCUACAUCAAGGCCAAGGAGCACCCCGUGAACCCUCCGGAAUUGUACGCCAGCUACCUAGGGCAGCACUUCCUGGACCAAUACCCCCACAUCCACGUUGCCAACAUUAACAUCGUCGUGAAGCGGUGGACCCGCAUGGUCAUUGACGGAAAGGAGCACCCCCACAGCUUCUACCGCGACGGCGAGGAGACUCGCAACGUCGAGGCCCGAAUCACCCGGCAGGGCAUCGAGCUCAAGAGCGGCAUCUCGGGGCUCCUGGUGCUGAAAAGCACGGGGUCGGCGUUCCACGGCUUCGUGCGCGACGAGUUCACGACGCUCGGCGAGACGUGGGACCGCAUCCUGUCGACCGACAUCGACGCGACCUGGAGUUGGAACACCCUGGCGAGCGUGGCGGCGGUCGAGGAGAAGGCGGCCCAGUUCGACCGGGCGUGGGAGGACGCGCGCCGCAUCUCGAUGAAGACGUUCGCCGAGGAGAGCAGCCCCUCGGUCCAGCACACCAUGUACAAGAUGAGCGAGCAGGUCCUCGAGGCCGUGCCCGAGGUCAAGACUGUCACUUACGCGCUGCCUAACAAGCACUACUUCGAAAUCGAUCUCUCCUGGCACAAGGGCAUCAAGAACACGGGCAAGGACGCCGAAGUGUACGCGCCUCAGUCCGGACCUAACGGUUUGAUAAAAGUCGAAGUCUCGCGCUCGUAAGACGCACAGAAAAAACGAACCAGGUACCUAGUACUGUCUUUUUUUUCCCACGAGUUUG
Molecule: messenger RNA, 1363 nt
Organism: Daldinia caldariorum
Lineage: Eukaryota; Fungi; Ascomycota; Sordariomycetes; Xylariales; Hypoxylaceae
Product: uricase
Exons: 2
Coding region: 418-1305 (295 amino acids)
Biological process (GO): purine nucleobase catabolic process; urate catabolic process
Cellular component (GO): peroxisome
Molecular function (GO): urate oxidase activity
Source: RefSeq, a predicted model, not a curated record